AGAGACACGAGCCGUCGCGACGACGCAAACGGAGCACUUCGACGUGCAAUUCUCACGUGCAUUUCACUCGUUACGUGACGUGAUCAGCAACGCAAAAUCGCAGCGUUUGAAGAUUUUGAUUUUCAUUGAACUUCGACGAACAUUCGACCAUCGAGACUGAGGAAAAAUUUGGAAAAACUGGAGCACAUUUUGUGUCGCAGUAGCAGCAGCAGCAGCAGGCCGGAAGAUGGUAUCGCCGAAGAACAUCAAGGAGAGCAGAAUGGAGACUACAACUAGAAGCUGGACCGCGAGACCAAUAUUGGGCUCGGAUUUCACGGAAGCCCUAGCGCUACAAGAAGUCUAUGUAGGCGUCUUGAAGCAACGGAAGGACACCUCCACAGCGAUCCAAAGUAUAUCCGCUGUCUUGCCAGGAUUCGCUCAUCUGAAGCGUUGUUCCAAUGGCAAGCUGCUUCUAGCUCCCCUUUGCUCGAGCGAUUCAUCACGAGCAAAUGACGAUGGCAUUCCUCUCGAUGAAGAUCAACUUAAGAACCAGUUGAAAGAAAGAGGAUUUGAUCUCUCCUUAUUGGAGGACAAGUUUCAGGUGACAAAAGUUCCAGCCAAGGCGCCAAGAACGAAGUCGCAAGCCGGCGAAGCUGCCAAGAUCUGGUCGGUAAAUUUCCAUCCCGACCAGACGAUCGAAAGCCUGAUUGACGGCUCGAUCUUUGAUGAGAAUUGCUUGGACGCGAUCGAGCGGAUUAUGUUGCUAGUAAUAGAAGCUGCCAGGCUGGAGGCGAUCGGCGACGAACGUUGCACCGGCGCCGCGGCGGUCGUCGAUCCCGAGGAUGGAAGAAUCCUGGCGGUGUCCGCCGCGAGAAUCGAUCGACAUCCUAUGUGGCAUGCUGCCAUGUUGGCGGUGGAUCUUGUUGCCAGGCUUCACGGCGGCGGUGCAUGGCAAUUGAAUGACGAGGGUGGCGAUAGUGCCACGAAGAAGCAAACGGAAAGCUCAGUUAUCCACGAAAAGGAAUCGCUCGGCGACGAGAAGGCAGACUCGUGCGCUACGACUGAAGGUGAGAACUCGAAGGGACGGUUAAAAAGAAUCAAGAGAAGAUACGAAGAGGAAACGCCGCUUUGUUAUCCACGAUCUCUAGCCUCGCUACCGUUUCCGGUUCAAACGCCCCUCGAGACGCAAGUCGUGCAGAAAGGUCGAAGAAAUAAUGGCGCCAAAUCUGAGAGGGAAGAAUGCGGAAGUGACACGGAGAAAUGCGGACCGUAUCUCUGCACGGGUUAUUGGGUGUUCUUGCUAAUGGAGCCAUGUCCUUUGUGCGCUAUGGCGUUGCUGCACUCGAGAGUCACGCGGAUCUUUUACGGUACGGCUAAUCGGAGCGUCGGAGUUUUGGGCUCCAAAGCGGUAUUGCACACUCUACCGGGCCUGAACCAUCGAUAUCGCGUCUGGGACGGAAUCCUGGAACGAGAAUGCCGGCAAGCAGUGGAAGAAAUCGACGCUCGCAGAAGCCGCGAAUGAGUCACAAAUUCGACGCGAGUCUAUUGUGAAAGAUAAUGACUCUCUAAGUGGUCGCAUGGACAAUUGGUCAUCGCAAUUUCCGGGAAUAACUGAAGAUGUUAACGCCACAAAGUUGAACAAAAGAGACGGCAAAUAGAAGCGAGGCAUAUAUUUCGUUGUUGACGUCUUCCGUAUGUUUGUCGUUCUUGCUGUGAUGACUUUUCGUAUGAAUUGUGUUAUCUAUGCAUGUAAAUGGCAUUAUAAUGACAUUUUUAUGAUACAUUAUCUCACUUGCGUAAUGCAUUCUGCAUAUAUUCAUAUCAAUAGUCAUAAAGAAAUAAAUCCGUUCCGUUAAAAAAAAAUUGUGUGAAUCGUUAAUAUAUCGAGAGCAAUAUAAUAUCCUUUCAACGAUAUCCGAAGAGAUAAAUCUACUCGUUACUUGAAUCCGCGUUUUCCGAUAUAAUGUUUUCAUGAAGCGAAUUAUUUCUGAGAUCUUUAUUUCGCGCGACGGCGGAUUAUUUCUUUAAUUCGUCGGUCGCGCGCCAGCAGCUUACAUACCUGUGCGUUACAACCGGUUUUGUAAUUUCAAUCGAAAGCAGGACGGCGCAAAAGACUACACGUGGUAUGAACGUGCGUUCGAGCAUAACUCCUGGUACAUACGUGACCUUGACGGUUUGACGCGCACGUAUGCGUUCCGGGCGCGUCCAUGUGCGUUCGCAUCUGCUGCCGCUUCUUAGUGUGCAUGGCGAAUUAACACUUGUGUUUGCUGUCACACAGCGUGACGUACCAUCACUCCCCGAAGAUUGUGAAAAUCAUUUCUGUAUAUUCUUUAUCUCGCUUUCGAUAGCAAAGUAUAUUCUUCAAGAGCAAAGCAGCAACUUCUGAAGCGCUUGAUCGUUAGACAAGAUAUUUCUUUUACCCGAAACUGCCUUAAUUUUAUUUUAUAAAAAACAGGAGAAAAGAUUGAACGAAUUACAAUAUAAAAUUUGGUUAAUAAAUUCAGCUAAUUUUUUCACAGUAUUGGCCAUUAUUAUGUACGAAAAAUUAAUUCGUGUAAAAUUGCUCAUCAAAAAUUUACUUUUUCCGACACAUAUCCAUAAUUGAUGGUAAUUGUAAAACAGACUCGGACGUUGCGAGCCCGUCAACGUUCAUUAUUCAAUAUAAAAUAGGUACAAUUAACUCUUUGCACAUUGUAAAUCACUGACGUGAUUUACGCGAGUAGUCGUUCAGCUUAGUGCCAUGUCGGCAAUUCGUUUAAUUCAGUAGCAAAUAAUCAUGUUCUUCCGUGGCAAUAAUUACCGGCAAUUUUUUUCUCUUGAGGUUUUCCCAGGCAGGUUCACAGGCAAGCUUGCAAUUAUCUCUCACCGAGAUGCUGAUAAUAUGCGAGGAUCAACGAAGAAUUCGUCAAAAUAUAACGCUGAUAAACUAAGUCUUAUAAUAUUGCGGCAACAAAAGUAUAUGCAUUUAUUGUAUCGAUAAAAUUCGGCGGACAUUAAACGAGUGUUGUCACUCGACUUAAUAUGUACAAUUCGAUCGAUAAUACGGUUUAAUGACACCUGAGAGUACACAACGCGGUUUCUGGAAGACGAUAAUAAUUAAUUAAGAGAACAUUUGUUUGACAUUGUUACGUCAGCGACUAACACUCCUCGGCGGAGCGCGUCAUUCGCAUUCCUGUAAAUAGAUAUUACGCCUUUUCAAAUCAUCAAGCAGUAGUUCGUACAUGUAAUAUUAAUAUUAUAUUUUCGUUAUUUGCUAUAAGUCAAUAAGAACAUCAGUCGAACUCGUUUGAGCUCCUUGACACUGACGCGUUAAAAUUACAUCAAUCAAAUUUAAGCUAUGAAAUAUAUAACGAUUUCCCUGUGAGAUCGCAAUUUCUUCUAUUAAAGCGAUUGAAGAUUUAUUAAAAUGUAAAUUUAAGUUAUUACGAGCCGAGCUGGGUGGCAAUUGCUCCUUUUCCAUUUAUUAAUAAAAUUGUAUCUACACAACAGUUCAUGAUUGGAUAUAUAUCCAAUAAUAGUAAUAGCUUUU
This is a messenger RNA of Linepithema humile (Argentine ant), 3508 nucleotides long. RefSeq names its product probable inactive tRNA-specific adenosine deaminase-like protein 3. Gene Ontology annotation, molecular function: tRNA-specific adenosine-34 deaminase activity. The record is from RefSeq and is a predicted model, not a curated record. Gene Ontology annotation, biological process: tRNA wobble adenosine to inosine editing. Lineage: Eukaryota; Metazoa; Arthropoda; Insecta; Hymenoptera; Formicidae. Gene Ontology annotation, cellular component: nucleus; cytoplasm.